AUGGUCAUAAACGACAUCACUGAUUUUCCUUGCAAUGCGACAUGGGUGGAUGAGUUGUUUUUAGGAGUCGAAUACGGAAAAGGGUCGACUAAUUCAAUAGGUCCGGCGCUUUCUUCUAUAAAACUGCCAUCCGAGGAGGAGCGUGAUUUGCUGGAUUAUUUUUUCCUUCCUGCUUGGUCUCCGGGAGACUUCUUAGAAAAUAGUUUGAUGCGAAAUCAAGGCUUAUUUGAUAUUUUUAAUUCUUCUUUGUCACCCCUACGGGCUACUGAUGAACCAAAGAUCAAUGAGACGGCAGCGACAGUCAGUGAAAUACCAGAUAAAGAAACGCACGCAUAA
Molecule: messenger RNA, 336 nt
Organism: Mucor mucedo
Lineage: Eukaryota; Fungi; Mucoromycota; Mucoromycetes; Mucorales; Mucoraceae
Exons: 1
Coding region: 1-336 (111 amino acids)
Source: RefSeq, a predicted model, not a curated record